Messenger RNA from Ochotona princeps (American pika), 2191 nucleotides. RefSeq names its product IKAROS family zinc finger 1 (gene IKZF1). Gene Ontology annotation, biological process: regulation of transcription by RNA polymerase II. Gene Ontology annotation, molecular function: RNA polymerase II cis-regulatory region sequence-specific DNA binding; DNA-binding transcription factor activity. NCBI's taxonomy places the organism in Eukaryota, Metazoa, Chordata, Mammalia, Lagomorpha, Ochotonidae. The record is from RefSeq and is a predicted model, not a curated record. The coding region runs from base 452 to 2077 and encodes 541 amino acids. The transcript is spliced from 8 exons.
AGGAAGAGUCGGGUCAAGUGAGCAUCAUGCGUGGGACUGGCGGUGGCAGCGAGAUUGGAGUGGAUGCAGGGGCGUGCAGCUGCGCCGUGGCCCAGCUGGGCCAUAGCCGUGUGCAGUGCCGUCCUCCGCUCUCCUGUGCACAGCGCUAGCAAAGGUUUGGUGCCUCGUGCUGGUUCCUUUGUCAUGAGCUUGACAGUCUUGGAAGAGCCGUAGCUUCUGCCAACUUGUCACGCAGCUGUCAGCCCAUGCCUGAGCUGCCUGGGGCUGGAGUGUGUGCCCCAUGUGCUGGGGGCGCUCGCCCCAGGAAGCAGCACACAUUGAAGCUGAGAUCUUGUUUUCAUCCUUGGUUCCCCAGGCUUGAAAACUCAUGCUCCACCUUCCCUCGCACAAGAAGUGACGCCACACUCGCGUCCUCACAGCCCCAAAGCGAAGUGUGCAUUUCAUGUGAACCAUGAAAGACAGCGACACAGAGCUCGAAGCAGAUAACCUGAGGACAAUGGAUACCGAGGAGGGACAGGACCUGUCCCAGGUUUCAGGGAAGGAGAGCCCCCCGGUGAGUGAUGCUCCAGAGGACGGCGAUGAGCCCAUGCCAGUCCCCGAAGACCUCUCCACCACAUCCGGCGGACAGCAGAGUUCCAAGAGCGACCGAGGAGCGGCCAGUAAUGUUAAAGUAGAGACUCAGAGUGAUGAAGAGAAUGCGCGUGCCUGUGAAAUGAAUGGGGAAGAAUGUGCGGAGGAUUUACGAAUGCUUGAUGCCUCGGGAGAGAAAAUGAAUGGCUCCCACAGGGACCAAGGCAGCUCGGCUCUGUCGGGAGUUGGAGGCAUUCGACUUCCGAACGGAAAACUAAAGUGUGAUGUCUGUGGGAUCAUUUGCAUCGGGCCCAAUGUGCUCAUGGUCCACAAGAGAAGCCACACGGGGGAGCGGCCUUUCCAGUGCAACCAGUGCGGGGCCUCCUUCACCCAGAAGGGCAACCUGCUGCGCCACAUCAAGCUGCACUCCGGCGAGAAACCCUUCAAGUGCCACCUCUGCAACUACGCCUGCCGCCGCCGGGACGCCCUCACCGGCCACCUGCGCACACACUCCGUUGGUAAACCUCACAAAUGUGGAUAUUGUGGCCGAAGCUAUAAGCAGCGAAGCUCUUUAGAGGAACAUAAAGAGCGAUGCCACAACUACUUGGAAAGCAUGGGCCUUCCAGGCACGCUGUACCCAGUCAUUAAAGAAGAAGCCAACCACAGUGAGAUGGCAGAAGACCUGUGCAAGAUGGGGUCCGAGCGCUCCCUCGUGCUGGACAGACUCGCAAGCAACGUCGCCAAACGCAAGAGCUCCAUGCCUCAGAAAUUCCUCGGGGACAAGUGCCUGUCGGAGCUGCCUUACGACAGCGGCGCCGGCUACGAGAAGGAGAACGAGAUGAUGACGUCGCACGUCAUGGACCAGGCCAUCAACAACGCCAUCAACUACCUGGGCGCCGAGUCGCUGCGCCCGCUGGUGCAGACGCCGCCGGCGGGAGGCGGCGAGCCCGUGCCCGUGCUCAGCCCGCUCUACCCGCUGCACAAGCCGCCCGAGGCGCCGCCGCCCGCGCGCCCCAACCACGCGGCGCAGGACGGCGCCGUGGAGAACUUGCUGCUGCUCUCUAAGGCCAAGGCGGCGUCGGCAGAGCGCGAGGCGUCCCCGAGCAACAGCUGCCACGACUCGACGGACACGGAGAGCAACGCCGACGAGCAGCGCGGGGCCGUGGGCGGCGGCGGCCUCAUCUACCUGACCAACCACAUCACGGCCCACGCGCGCAACGGGCUGGGCCUCAAGGAGGAGCCGCGCGCCUACGAGGCGCUGCGCGCGGGCGCCGAGGGCGCGCACGAGGCGCUGCGCGUGCUGGGCACGGGCGGGGAGCCGCUCAAAGCCUACAAGUGUGAACACUGCCGCGUGCUCUUCCUGGACCACGUCAUGUACACCAUCCACAUGGGCUGCCAUGGCUUCCGGGAUCCUUUCGAAUGCAACAUGUGCGGUCACCACAGCCAGGACAGGUACGAGUUCUCGUCCCACCUCACGCGUGGCGAGCACCGCUUCCACUUGAGCUAAGACCUGGACGCCGCCCUCCUCCUUGCCCGCGGGCUGGGUGCUUCUCAGAACCACCGCGCGCUGGCUGGGUGGGGGUUGGUUUUCUUUUGGGGGUGGGUGGGUUUGGUUGGUUGG